AUGACUUAUACGAUCCUCUCAAACGACCAGGUCAACUACAUAUUGGAAGGCCUCACAGUUGACGAGCUCGAUGAAUUUCGCCAUGUUUUGGCUUCGUCCCUCCACGAGUUUUCUACCGGAGUGCCGGCUCUAGAGGAAGCCUUCCAGCAACCAGACCACACCUCAACACUGCAUCCUGAGACUAUGGCCAGGACGCUUUAUAUGCCCUCCUGUGCGCCAUGUGGAAUGGGCUGCAAAGUGAUUUCUUUGAACAGCCCAGAAGCAGACCAGCCAUCUGGCGUUGAGCAGGCCAGUCCGACUGGUGUUAUCAACUUGUUCAGACCAGAUGGCUCACCACUCGGCAUUAUUAAUGCGAGUGCUUUGACAGCCUUUCGAACUGCUUUGGCAUCGACUUGUCUUGUGGCGCGCCGCAACCAUGUCAAGACUUUGACCGUAUUUGGUAGUGGUCUCCAGGCUUACUGGCAUAUCCGACUCGCUCUUAUGAUGCGCGGACACACCAUUAAGCACGUUAAUGUCAUAAAUCAUCGCUGGAGCGAUAAGGCGACUGGGCUGUUGAAGAGAUUCGCUGGUAUCUCUUCUGAGAUCAAGAAACGUGAAGGUUGGUCAGAGACUAAGUUCGGACUGCUGGUCCCAGCGUUCCACGAGUAUAAGCGUCUUAUGAAAGACCAGAUAAGAGAAGCUGAUGCGAUUUACUGCUGCACCGCAUCACAGAAGGAACUCUUUGAUGGGUCUAUCUUAACGUCUCAUGAGGGCCGCAAGAAAGGAAGACUCAUCAUUGCUGUCGGAAGUUUAACACCAGAAAUGAGGGAACUACCCGACGACCUUGUUCGACUGGCAGCUAAGAGAGACGACAAGCCUCAUCGUCAUUUCCAUAAGCAUGCAACCGAAGGUGGAGUAAUCGUCGUUGAUAAUAUCAGGAGCGUACUCAAAGAAGCAGGCGAGAUCAUAGCAGCCAAUAUUGGCCCUCAUCAGCUAGUGGAGUUGGGAGAGCUCGUGAUGCUGCAACGCCUAGCUAUAGAAGAGUCCGAUGAAUUCUCUAGCAGUCGAGCAUCUGUAGCUUCGGAUAUGGAUAAGCUAGACAUACAUGGCAGGAGUUCCAUGUCGACAGUCUAUGGUAGUGGCAGCAAUACCAGCGAAACCCCAACAAGUCCCACUGGCUCAGUAGACUCAGAAGGCCGUAGGUCCAGUUCGUUCUUCCAUUCGCGAAAGAGCUCUAGCACCUCAUUAGACAAGGAAAAGAGAAAAUCAGAAGACCACCUUUGCCGUUGGUUACGAGACGGCACUGUCGUGUAUAAGAGUGUUGGCCUCGGACUGAUGGAUCUCGUAGUGGGAACGCACUUGAUUGAGGUUGCAAAUGACAAGAACAUAGGAACUUGUUUAGAGAAAUUCUAG
Fusarium sp. VM40 is the source of this 1392-nucleotide messenger RNA. NCBI's taxonomy places the organism in Eukaryota, Fungi, Ascomycota, Sordariomycetes, Hypocreales, Nectriaceae. The record is from the annotation of a GenBank genome assembly.